CACUCUCAUCAACCAGUCUUCCUACUCCCACUCUCUCUCUCUCUCUGCGUGCAAAAUCAGCAGUCCGGCGACUUCUCCGAUCAGGUUCCGGCGAAUCCAUAUGGCAACACUAUGAAUGAGGAACCACCUCCGGCGAUUCUCAUGUCGCUUUCUUGCAUCUCCGACUACGACCUCCUCUGCCGCGAGGAUACCUCCGGAAUCCUUUCGGUAGAGUCGCCGGAAUGCUCCUCCGACCUCGAUUCCUCUCUGCUUUCGUCGUCGUCUUCCUCCUCAUCGACGGAGGAGUCCAUCGCUUGUUUCAUCGAGCACGAACGCAACUUCGUUCCCGGUUUCAACUACUUGUCAAGAUUCCAAUCUCGCUCUCUAGACGUCAACGCCAGAGAAGAAUCCGUUGCAUGGAUUCUCAAGGUACACGCGUACUACGGCUUUCGGCCACUGACGGCGUACCUUUCCGUCAAUUAUAUGGAUCGGUUCUUGGAUUCUGGCCGGUUGCCGCAAACAAAUGGGUGGCCUCUGCAACUUCUAUCUGUUACAUGUUUGUCUUUAGCUGCAAAGAUGGAGGAACCUCUGGUUCCGUCUCUCUUGGACCUUCAGGUAGAAGGUGCCAAAUACAUAUUUGAAUCUAGAACGAUUGGUAGGAUGGAGCUACUUGUUCUGGCUGUCUUGGAUUGGAGGCUAAGAUCAGUCACCCCACUUAGCUUCCUCGGUUUCUUUGCGUGCAAGCUAGAUUCAACUGGUACUUUUACUGGAUUCCUCAUUUCACGGGCUACAGAAAUCAUCUUAUCUAAUAUCCAAGAGGCUAGCUUUCUUGCUUACAGGCCAUCAUGCAUUGCUGCAGCAGCCAUACUCUCUGCAGCCAAUGAGAUUCCUAAUUGGUCUCUCGCUAAGCCUGAGCAUGCUGAGUCAUGGUGCGAGGGCCUAAGAAAAGAAAAAAUCAUAGGGUGCUACCAGUUGAUGCAAGAACUUGUGAUAAACAAUAACCGCAGCAGGAAGCCCUCUAAAGUGUUGCCACAGUUGCGAGUAACAACUCUGAACCGAAUAAGGUCAAGUGUCUCAUCAUCCCCAUCGUCCUCCUCUUCAUCCUCCUUCUCAUCCUCUUAUAAAAGGAGGAAAUUAAAUAACUGUUUGUGGGCAGAUGAUGACAAAGGAAACUCCGAGUGAAGAGAAAAGGAACAUAAAUAAUAAAGGCAGGAGGUAAAAAAAAAAGUAGUCAAGCUGUCUAGAAACCUCAACAUUUUUUAGAGGGUUUUUGUGAUUAAAAAUUGACUUGAGUGAGGGCGUAGAUUAUUUAGUAUAUAUACUGUAUGAAUGAGAUUUUGAUGGGUUUGGAGAAAUUAUAAUUAUUGAUAUUUAUUUUUUGUUGAUGGGUAUUGCCAUUCAUUAAUGGCUUUGCGGAUUCCUAGGGGAGGGGGAUCUUGUAAACAUAAAUGUAUUGCUGUGCAAAAGUAAGUGAGAGAAGGGAAAUAUUGAAAUAGAGAUGGAUGCAUUUAAUGUGUUUGGUCUUGUAAGUGUGGAAAAGAGAAAGAAGUUGAGCUGGGGUUUCAAAGGUUGCAUUGAUUAUAGGGGAAAGAGAUCAAAGAUGGUGGGGCAGUGCUCUCUAGAGGUAGGGAAGAAAAGCAGAGAGGUUUAAAAAACUAGGGGAUUGAAACUAUUUCUGAGCCGUUCAUGUCAUGGGAUUUACAAGUCAAGCUUUCUCAUCUUGGCCACUAUUUCUUCAACUUGCGCGUUCCUUUGAUGGGAUACCCUCAACAAUAAAAAAGGAACAGAAGGAUAAUAAGCAGAAGAUGGUUUCAUUUUGUGGACUUUUCUUAUGGCAUGUGUGCAGAUGGUGCUGGUGCGUGCCCAUCACGUGCGUAUCAGUGAAUGUGUGAAUUUUUUUUUUCCUUUCGGCUUUUCGGGGUGGGAGCUGUUUAUUUUUUUAUUUUGUUUUCCUCUUUGGCCGCGCAGUUUGGCCUAACUAAACAGGACUCCAAUGCCUGGUGUCCACGCGUGUAAUGGAAACACGUGUAUAUAGUUUUAAACUCUGAAUUUUUUGAUUUGUUUUUAAGGGGGGGGAGAACCCUCUUUACAUAGUGGCCUAAUUGGUCUUUGGGGCCUUUUCCUGUGUGAUGUGUAUUGAAUUCAUUAAUAUUAAUUUCAUAGA
Messenger RNA from Gastrolobium bilobum, 2143 nucleotides. Its product is annotated as cyclin-D1-1-like. Gene Ontology annotation, molecular function: cyclin-dependent protein serine/threonine kinase regulator activity. The record is from RefSeq and is a predicted model, not a curated record. Gene Ontology annotation, cellular component: nucleus; cyclin-dependent protein kinase holoenzyme complex; cytoplasm. Gene Ontology annotation, biological process: mitotic cell cycle phase transition; regulation of cyclin-dependent protein serine/threonine kinase activity. The transcript has 6 exons. Lineage: Eukaryota; Viridiplantae; Streptophyta; Magnoliopsida; Fabales; Fabaceae. Bases 112 to 1161 code for a protein of 349 amino acids.